Gadus morhua (Atlantic cod) is the source of this 4949-nucleotide messenger RNA. RefSeq names its product phospholipase C like 1 (gene plcl1). Lineage: Eukaryota; Metazoa; Chordata; Actinopteri; Gadiformes; Gadidae. The record is from RefSeq and is a predicted model, not a curated record. Gene Ontology annotation, biological process: regulation of synaptic transmission, GABAergic; phosphatidylinositol-mediated signaling; gamma-aminobutyric acid signaling pathway. Gene Ontology annotation, molecular function: phosphatidylinositol-4,5-bisphosphate phospholipase C activity.
GGGAGCUCUAAGAGCUAGACGCGAUGCAACUGACAGUGGUGUUCCUAGUUUCUCGUCAGAUGUCGCCAGUUAUUGCUCUGGUUGCAACUUUGUUGGCAUAGCCCUGUUAACCCGAUGCCAUAUGCGCAGCGGGGACAUGUAACGGACCUUCUGUCGAGCAGGGAUCGCCAAAAGUGCCUGUUCUUUUGGACUUUUGCACAUCGGUGUCUUGGGUGGGGGGGAAAGCCUACGAAAAAAACACCGACUAUCGAGGCUUGUGUUUCGCCAUGACUGAGCGAGAUGGAUGUGGAGGAGACGGGCUGUGUAGCGACGGAGCUCCCGAGGUCAUACCAUCCAGAGCUGCCCGCGGGCGCCGGAGCGGUGUCGUCCUACCCGGAGGCGGACAAGACACCGACACCAUCCUCCUUGAGACGGUGAGGGCGGCUCCCCGCCGUAGCAGCAUCAUAAAGGAUCCUUCGGUGCAGAAGAUGGGGGCUGGGAGAAAGAAGACGGUGUCCUUCAGCAGCAUGCCCUCUGAGAAGAAGGUCAGCAGCUCCUCGGACUGCCUGGCCUUCAUGCAGGGCGGCUGCGAGCUGAAGAAGGUGCGGCCCAACUCCAGGGUCUACUGCCGCUUCUUCACCCUGGACCCGGACCUGAGCUGCCUGCGCUGGGAGCCCUCCAAGAAGGACGGGGACCGGGCGCGCCUGGACAUCUCCUGCAUCCGCGAGGUCCGCACCGGCAAGAGCACCGAGACCUUCCUCCACAACGGGCCUCUGUCCGAACACCUGGCCGAAGAGGCGGCCUUCUCCAUCAUCCACGGGGACGAGUACCAGUCCCUGGACCUGGUGGCGCUGUCGGCCGACGUGGCCAACAUCUGGGUGACGGGCCUGCGCUUCCUGGUGGCCCACCCCUCCAUCGUCGGGGGCCCCGGGGCCGGCCUGGGCGAGAUGGGGGGCUACGUGGUGGAGGGCAGCCCCGGCAGCAGGAUGAGGAGCGAGUGGCUGGCGGCCGAGUUCGCCCAGGUGGACGCCGACGGCAACGGCGUGGUCACGGAGAACGUGGCGGUGGCCGCCAUCUGCAAGCUCUGCCCCGGCAUCAAAGAAGCCAAGGUGCGGCAGCGCUUCAAGGAGAUCCAGUGCGCCAAGGAGAAGCUGACGUCGCACGUGACGCGCGAGGAGUUCCAGGAGGCCUUCUGCGAGCUGUGCACCCGGCCCGACGUCUACUUCCUGCUGGUGCAGCUCUCCAAGGACCGCGAGUGCCUGGACGUGCAGGACCUGCGUCUGUUCCUGGAGUCGGAGCAGGGCCUGUCCCUGGCCACGGCCGAGGGCUGCCUGCAGCUGCUGCGCCGCUACGAGCCGUCGGCGCAGGGCCGCGAGCGCGGGGUGCUGGGGCUGGACGGCUUCGCCCGCUACCUGCAGUCGGCCGAGUGCCACCUGAUGGACCCCGAGCACCUGGCCGUGUGCCAGGACAUGAACCUGCCCCUGUCCCAUUACUACAUUAGUGCCUCGUACCGCUCCUACCUGCUGGACGACCAGGUCCACGGCCGGGCCGACCUGGGAGGCCUCACCAAGGCCCUGCAGGCCGGCUGCCGAUGCCUGGAGCUGGGAGUCACCGACGGCCCGGAGGGAGAGCCCCUCCUGGGGGUGGACUACGGCCCCGAGGCCCCCCGCCACCACCACCACCACCACCACCACCACCACCACCACCACCACCACCACCCCCACCCCCACCACCACGCCCCCGUCACCAUCCGCUCAGCCCUGGAGGUGGUCAACAAGUACGCCUUCCUCACCUCCCCGUACCCCCUGCUGCUGUACCUCUGCCAGCGCUGCUCCCCGGCCCAGCAGCGCGUGCUGGCGCAGCACCUGAAGAAGGCGUUCGGCUCCCGGCUGUACGGCGCCGACGCCCUGACGGUGGGCCCGGCGGGGGGGCGCGCGCCGCCCCUGCCCUCCCCGGAGCAGCUGAAGGGGCGCAUCCUGCUGGUGGGGAAGAAGCUCUCCCCGGAGGAGGACGGCUCCGAGGGGGAGGUGUCAGAGGAGGACGAGGAGAUAGGAGGAGGGGGGCCGCUGGCGGGCCGGCGGAUGACCAUCCCCGGCGAGGAGGAGCUGGGCGUGGUGCUGGUGGUGCCGCCGCCCCCUCAGCCCAGGAGGCUCCGCCUCUGCCGGGAGCUGUCGGACCUGGUGAGCGUGGCGCGGACGGGCAGCCGCAGCUUCUACGCCCAGAGGGGCCACCCCAAGCAGCGCCAGUCGCCGCCGAGCAGCCCCUCCUCCCCUUGCACCCCGCUGCCCCCUGAGCCUCCCUACUGGACGCUGUGCUCCCUGGGGGAGGGCGAGGCCGGCCGCCUCACCAGCGAGACCCCCGAGGAGCUGGUGGUGUUCACCAAGCGCACGCUGAGCCGCGUCAGGCCCAGCUCGGUGCGGCUGGACUCCAGCAACCCCAACCCCCAGGGCUACUGGAAGGGAGGGGUCCAGCUGGUGGCCCUGAACCAGCAGACCCCCGGGGCCAUGCUGGACCUCCACCGCGGGCGCUUCUCCGUGAACGGCGGCUGCGGCUACGUGCUGCGCCCCGGCGUCAUGAGGGAGGAGGUGUCGUACUUCAGCGCUCACACGCAGGGCUGCGUGCCCGGGGUGCCCCCGCAGACACUGCGGAUCAAGGUGAUCAGCGCCCACAACCUGCCCAAGCCUCAGGGCGCGGGGGCCAAGGGGGAGGUGAUCGACCCCUACGUGGUGCUGGAGCUCCACGGGGUGCCGGCCGACUGCGCCGAGCAGCGCACCCGCACAGCCGCGCAGAACCAGGACGACCCCCUCUUCGACGAGACCUUCGAGUUUCAGGUGAACAUGCCGGAGCUGGCUCUGCUGCGCUUCGUGGUGCUGGACGACGACUACAUCGGUGACGACUUCAUCGGCCAGUACAGCGUGGCCUUCGAGUGCCUCCAGCCGGGCUACCGCAGCGUGCCCCUGCUGGGGCUGGCGGGAGACCCCCUGCCCCACGCCAGCCUGUUCGUGCACGUGGCCGUCACCAACCGGCGCGGCGGGGGCAAGGCCCAGCGGCGGGGCCUGUCGGUUAGGAGGGUGGGCCGGCGCGGCCGGGAGUACGUCUCCCUGAGGCACACGGGCAUCAAGGUGGUGGACGAGGGCUUCAAGCCCGCCUCGGGGCCCCUGCGGGAGGCCACGGACCUACGGGAGGACGCCCAGAGCGCCACGGUGAGCUUCAAGGAGCAGUGCGGGCUCCCCCCGGUGGCCAAGCUGAAGCAGUGCAUCGAGAGCCUGGCCACGCGGCUGCAGAGCGCCGAGGGCAGCGUGGGGGCGGUGAUGGUGCUGAAGGAGGGCUACCCCUGUCUGGAGCCCCUGCACACGCUGCCCGAGCCCACGCGCAAAGUGCUCACCGCCUACGACGCGAUGAUUGCAGCCCAGAAGCAGCUGAUAGAGAACGCGGAUGUGGUUCAGGAGAGGAUAGCCCAGGUGCAGAGAGAAGGCAUGGAGUUCCACGAGGUACUCUCUCGACUGGGGGAGAAGGAAGGCCUGAAAGGACGCAAGCAGUCCAAGGCUGUGGAGAGCUUCACUUGGAACAUCACCGUGCUUAAGGGUCACUGUGACCUUCUGCGAGGGGCCAAGGUGGACUCUCUGGACGUGCUGCGGCAGCUGGCGCUGGCCUCGGAGGCGUGCGGCCUCACAUGCUCCACCUCCUCCUCCUCCACCACCUCCUCCUCCGCUGUGGCGAGCCUCCACCACACCUCCCACCAGACGGCUGGACGCAGGGGCAGCUCCCAUGGCAACGGACGCAUCUGAGUCCGACCGCCUCCCAGACCCUGAUUCUCCUCUCUCUCGCUCUCUCUCUCUCUCUCUCUCGCUCACUUUCUCUGUCUGUCUGUCUCUCUUUCGAUCCCUCUCCCUCUCUCUCUCUCUCACCCCCCGUCUCCAUCAUCUGGGUGCUCAGCGUGUAGGAGGAAAUGCAGUGAAGUGAAGCUAUGACUGAAGUUGGACACUUUAGAUUGACGCAAUUAUAUCAUCUUUCUCGUAGGUGUUAUUGAGAGACUUGGAGAGAGAGGCCGAGAGACCUACAAAAACAGGAGAGAGAGAGAGACGGAUAUACUCUUCAACAGAGAGACUACCAGAGAAUGUAAGGCGGGGGAUGUUGUCUCUUUUCCAGCUGUGCCACAGCCGUGUGUUGUGCAUGUGUGGCGAGACCAGCCGGGACAAGAAGAGUGUAACCCUUUAAAGCCUUAGCCCCCCGGGGGGGGGAGACCAGAAACGGCCCGGUCCGGUCCACGGCUUCCUGAUGAAUGUCCUGUUGAACUACUGUGAUGGGACGAAACACUGAACUAAACGAGUAAUAAGCAUCGACCCACUGCCGGGAUUUGUCCCCCAGGGGCUCGAAGGCCGUCGGCAUGAAGGAAUACCAAGCGGGGCAUAAGACACGGUGGCCCAGUCUGGCCUGCGUUUCAUCCCUCCCGACAGAGGCUGCGUGGUGGCACCCGUUCUUAUGCUCCUGUGUGGAACUGCGUCUACAAAAGCGCGGUUGAUUCAUGAUUAUUGUAAUGAUUGAUCGAUGGGAGACAACCCCCACACAGCCAGCACCGACACACAGAAACGAUUAAAACCCACAGACACACACACACACACACACAUACGCACACAAACAAAACACACACACACACACACACACUCGUUCGCACACAUGCACAUGGAGGGAUAGAUAAUACUGGUGUGUGAGGUGUCUUAGAGAUGUCCAACGUUUAAACUGUGAUCGGUACAGCUAACAUUCUUCUUCCUUGUUAUUGUUUGAGAUUGGACCAAUAGAGGCCGUCUGUCCUUCAGCGCUCGCCUGUGAGCCGGUUCUGUGAAUGCACGAAAUGCCCUUGCCCUGUCAAACGUGCCCCACUAUUAACAGCACUGUUCCCACCAAGUUUCAAAUAGCAAGCCUAACAAGCACAGGAGCACAAACGCACACAUACACACAUACACUCAAAA